Molecule: messenger RNA, 881 nt
Organism: Nanorana parkeri
Lineage: Eukaryota; Metazoa; Chordata; Amphibia; Anura; Dicroglossidae
Gene: PLGRKT
Product: plasminogen receptor with a C-terminal lysine
Exons: 5
Coding region: 171-611 (146 amino acids)
Biological process (GO): positive regulation of plasminogen activation
Cellular component (GO): plasma membrane
Source: RefSeq, a predicted model, not a curated record
GAAAAGUAAUGUGGGCGUAAAGCACGGAAUUGUAGGCCCGGGGCGGGACACGAAUAGUUAAGGAUUCGAACGUCAUUGAGAAUCCCGGGUUUGACCUCUCUCCUCCCCUGUAACGUGUGUCACUUAUAAGAAGGCUGUGCAGCAAUCUGCGACCGGCUCAGAGCUGAACGAUGGGAUCCUUUUUCUCUAGAAGUAUGGAUCAAAACCUAAAGAAACAGCAAGAAUUUAUGCUGUUGAACUCACAGCUUCAGUUGGAGAGGCAGAUCCUGAUGCAGAAUCAGAUGCGGGAAAAGCAGAUGGCCAUGCAGAUUGCCUGGAGUCGGGAGUUUCUUAAAUAUUAUGGAACUUUUUUCAGUUUGGCAGCACUUGGAUUGACAUCAGGGGCCAUCAGAGGAAAGAAACCAGCCUUAUUCAUUCCUGUUGUACCACUAGGAUUUGUAUUUGCAUAUCAGUAUGAUAUGGGCUAUGGAACCCUAAUUCGUAGGAUGAAAGGGAGUGCAGAGGAUAUCAUUGAAAAUGAGAAUCAUUUACUUGAGUUGCCACAAGGAUUGCCAUCUUUUGAGUCGAUUGAAAAAGCUAGAAAAGCACAAAGAAAAUUCUUCGUGGAUUAGUAGAAUGGACACAUAUCCAUCCAAAGAUAUAAAGACCCCAAUACUUCUUCCUGCCAACUGUUUACACAAACCUUGGGUACUAAUUGUAUGCUGUACUGUAAUGCUGUGGGAAACGGACAUACUGAAUGAAAUACAAUACAAGCAAAGCAAAAAACUUGAAUUUUAACUAUAAGAAUCAGGCGGUAAUUCUUUAUAACAACAUCAUUAAAUCUGUUAUUUAAAAGUAAUAUUCAGAAUAAUUAUUAAAUCUAAAAAUGCUUUCUUUUUGGA